CUAUUUCUAACAUCGUCUAUGUAUUUUUUAUGUCGUUUCAUACGUUUUGAAAUUUCCCUGAACUGUCUGGCCAUGACAGGGCUGAAUUCACGCACUGGAGUGGCAUAGUCAAAGUCCAAUCCGGAGCACAAAUCCAAUUGCGAAUCGACAGCAGGACCUAAAACCUGCCGUUGAGACGCUCGCCUUGUAACAGGAUGUAGCAGGAUGUAACAAGCCGGUACAUCCUGCAAAAGACUCGCAGCUGUAAUUGCGGCAAGAAGAGGGCUUUGAAAUAAACAAGUAGUCUGAUUUGUAAAGCCUUUAAAACCACGUAUUCAUUUCCUCCCUCUAAGCAUCAACAGCGCCGAAAAUGGAAGCGCGCGGCAGGACUGAAGGGGAGGGGGGUAAAACAGGCUCCUGCUGUGUUUUACUCUGGGGGUAAUUAAAACCUUUGACUGACAGCAGAGAAGCAAAAGGCGCAGACGCGCUGUGAUUGGUCGGGGAGGGGGGGCUGCGCUUUACAAUCCCCUCUUGUUUCCACCCUCAGCGCGCGCUGGGGCUUCAGCUCGUCCAACUUUCGCUGAAGCCGGACGCAGACGCACAGGGCGGCAGAGCAAAGUUGGAGAGGCUUCCUCCGCACUCGCCUUCCGAGUCCCCCCUGAUAAAGUGAACGCCGCGGGUAGGACUCGAAAACAACAACAAACAACAACAACAAACAUGAGGUCCGUUCCUGCUCUCUGGAGAACGAUCGGGAUGGUCGUGACGGUGGCGUUCAUGUCGGCGUGCAGAGCGUCGGAGUACGAGUACGUGACUUGGAAGGUGGAUUUUUCUUCGAGGCCCAUCUACGGCAAGUCCCCCCAGUGCGUGGGGAUCCCGGAGGACCUGCGGCUCUGCCACGGCGUGGGCUACGCCGAGAUGCUGCUGCCCAACCUGCUGGAGCACGAAACGAUGGGGGAGGUGAAGCAGCAGGCCAGCAGCUGGGUGCCGCUGGUGCACAAGAGGUGCCACCCGGGCACGCAGGUCUUCCUCUGCUCGCUCUUCGCACCCGUGUGCCUGGAUCGCCCCAUCUACCCGUGCCGGAAGCUGUGCGAGGCGGUGCGGGACGGCUGCACCCCGAUCAUGGAGGCGUUCGGCUACCCGUGGCCGGAGAUGCUCAUCUGCGACAAGUUUCCCGAUCAUGACGUGUGCAUUACCAUGGCGCCCAACGUCACCGAUGCCCCCGAGACUACAGCUAUCAAGGCCAAGAUAAAGGAGGUGAAACGAGAAAACGCGGACCGCAAGGUGAUCCUGCAAAAAAGAAAGAAGUUGAUAAAACAAGGGAACCUGAAGAAGAAAGACCUAAAAAAGCUGGUGUUGUACUUGAAGAACGGCGCGGACUGCCCAUGCCAACAGCUGGACAACAUAGCGAACCAGUAUCUAAUCAUGGGACGGAAGGUGGAUAAGCAGUACCUCCUCACAGGCAUCCACAAGUGGGACAAGUCCAACACGGAGUUCAAAAAGGCCAUGAAGACACUGAAAACCCACCAAUGUCCUGAAUUCACCAACGUCUUUAAAUAGUACACCCGCAGCCCCUGAAUCUGGUUGAAUUGCAUUCUACAUUUGAACUGGCAAAAGCACCGCCAAACUUUGCUUUCUGUUGUCCUGUUUAUAUUCCUACAUAUCUCUGUAUUUUUACACAUAUUCUUCAGAAUGUCCGCUGUUCGGUUUAGGAUAAACUCGGCGGUGAAUGACGACAAAAGGUGAGUUUAAUGUGAGCCCUUCAGGUCAAGGGGAAAGACUGCCGAGUCAGAGGGUGGGUUGGUUUUUCUGACCAAACGCUUGUAUUUCUAAGAGUUAGAUUAAUUCUGCUUACAAGUUUUCUAUGGUAAACAUAAAGUUAUGUCAAUUUUAUUUUGAUGUAUGUAGCUGAAAGUAGCAAACAUUAUAUAAUUGUUGCUAUGGAUAGGCCUUGCUAGCAUGUUCCUGCUUCAAUGUGCUAACGCCGGCUAACCCUGAAAAGAGGCAAGAAAACCUAUUCUUGAGUCUUGAGAACUUAUUGUUUUAACCUUGAUGUGUGUGCUUGAGCUUUGACAGUGACAAAAAGUAUGAGAUAUUGCUUCUAUAUGAUAAAUACAUGUCAAGCUGAGCGAAACACAGUUAGCAUUAAGGACAUGCUUUUUGUUGGGUUUUAUGAUGCACAUUGCGAAGUCUUCUUUAGUAUCGAUUCAUGUGUUUUUCUGUGUGUUUAAAAUGCUAAAUCUGGCACAGUGUAUCUAAACUUGGUGUUUAUGUCUGUUCUGCUUUGACAUUUCUGGUCCACUUUAGCACAAUUUCUUUUUUCAUAUUUGAAUGUCAGUAUUGCUCAUUACGUAUACUGUACAUAUAUAAAUUUGACAUAAAAUAUGAAAAAAUAAAACAGUGUCACAAAGUAUUAA
This is a messenger RNA of Xiphophorus hellerii (green swordtail), 2393 nucleotides long. It is a transcript of the gene sfrp1a, whose product is annotated as secreted frizzled-related protein 1a. The coding region runs from base 697 to 1536 and encodes 279 amino acids. The transcript has 2 exons. Gene Ontology annotation, molecular function: Wnt-protein binding. NCBI's taxonomy places the organism in Eukaryota, Metazoa, Chordata, Actinopteri, Cyprinodontiformes, Poeciliidae. The record is from RefSeq and is a predicted model, not a curated record. Gene Ontology annotation, biological process: non-canonical Wnt signaling pathway; canonical Wnt signaling pathway.